AUGCUGAAAAAUUCGGUCAUAUUCCCAACAGUGCAUGCGUAUAACACCCACAUUUCACCAUCUCGUUCCCGAUCCGCUGCAAAAUCCAAGUCAAAAUCCAAAUCGGACCCGACCUCUGCGUCUACUCCGCUCGUAACCUACAGUACCCAACACACCAGCCACCAUUACAACUACAACCACAGUAGCACGACGACGACGAAUGGAGUUGGCAUCACCACGACCUCAUCUGCUUCUGUGAUACAGAUUGCGGAGACGAAUCCGCGCCCAGUGUUGAUUCAGCUGGCACCACCACCUCCGCCCCGGACGAGAAGGAAGAGAGUGGAUGCGUUUGCAGCUGAACCUGGACCUGGAACGUCCAUGCCCAUCCGUGAGCGGAGUAGAACGGACGUCCCUCGUUCUGUGUCGAUUUCUGUGUCGGGAACGACGACGACAUCUAGGUUUGGUGAUCCGAGCGUCAGGUACUCCAGCGAGGGAGAUAGGAUCGGAUUGGGAGAUGCAUUGGAUGGCUUGGAUGCUUAUUCGUAUUCCAAUCCGAAUUCGUACACAUAUCAGCAUCAGCAACACCCGGGUUACGAUGAAACGACGUUCAACGAUGUGCAAAAUUCUGCUGCGGCUUACAAUGCUAGGAGGAUUAGCCAACCUAUCACGCUGACAUAUGAGCCACCUGUGAUGUCCGGUGGGCUUUCCAUGCUCGAAACAACCGAAACGGAAGGAGAGGCCCAUGAAGAUGAGGAAGAUGAAGAUUUUGAGGAUGUUAUGGAGGAAGAUGAUAUGGCAGGCCACGAAGAUGGAGGAAUCAGAGUGGGGAUGUAUAUGGAGGAUUUGGAAGGGGACCUGGCUUUGGAAGAUGAAAUGCAGAAAGCGCUGUCGCGGUCGAGUUCGAUGGCAACGUCCAUGUCGGGACUGAGCACCGGACGACGAAGAGGACAUGCGCGAACGCACAGUAUGACGAAGCGUCACGUCGCUGCAACUGGCGGAACUAGCGGCACCAAAGCGGCAUCGAACAAGCCGAAAUCGAGUACGAAAUCGAAGCCAAAGUCCAAGUCGUCGAAGGCUAAGAAGGCGGCGGCGGAGGACCCGGGGAUGUAUAUCCGCAAGCGUGGGUCGAUGCCUAUUCCGCCCUCAGCAACGAAGAGGCUUUUUGGAUUCGAAUUCGGGUGGGAACAUCAUGCACAAGGGUCAGCGAAUUCUCUUGGUGCUGCUGUGGGCAGAAGAGGAAGACGUCAGAGUGCGGGUGUUGUGAAGAAGGGGGACGAUGUGGGGGAAAAGGGGGUUGAGAGAGGGCAAGAGUCAAGUUUUAUGGACUUGCAAGGGACGGGAAUAGGGGCGAAUGCGAGCACGGCGGUGGCGGUGGCGGUGGGUGUAACGACUAGGAAGCUAAAGAGACAUUCUACGCCAGCUGGGUCGAUUUAUGCGCGCUCGGUCAUCGGUGGUGGUGUGAAGAGGAAGCAGGAAAAAUGGGAAGAGGUGUUUGGCAUUGGAACGCCUCAGGCUCCUUCUGUGGUCGCACCUACGAUGGUGAAGAUGGAGAAGGAGAACGGAGUGAUAGCUGCAGGGAUGAAGAAGUUGAAGAAGAAGAGGUCGCAGUCGGUGACGAGGCCUGAUCAUACCGACGAUGUCAACCCUUCAGCACGGGCUGGAAUCUUGCCUGAUCUUCCUGUAGCAAAGACAUCGAACUCAAGGUCUUCAGCGUUGCCGAAUGGUAUGAGCUCCAACUCUAAUUUCAAGAUUCCCGCCUCUCCUUCGGGACCUAGCACUUGCGAUAGCGGAUACGGAGAUCACAGGAGCUCGAGACACGCCAACAGGGCGAGCUUAGGGAGCGGGUCGAGUAUACGCAGAGGGUUGCAGUUGAAGAGAAGCUUCAAGUUGAGCGUAGGAAGGACGUUGGGUCCUGGGUUGACGCUUGCAUCAGCGGGGGUGGGUGGGGGGGAGGAGUGGGAAGAGCACAGGAGGAAAGCAGAUAGGGAGAGGGGGGACGCGGAGAGGAGGGAACGUCAAUCAGAUGAGACUAUACCAACGGAUGAAGAUGCGGAUGUUGAUGUUGAUGGAGAGAUCAGAUCCAUCGCAGCUGCACGACUGGUCUCAGCGUCAAUUGCGAGGGCGACGCCGGCUGCAACCAUCGUCACUGCACCAUCGUCUGCUGGCCUCAGUACUCCUUCACCCCCACCAUCUGCCUACCAGGCUAAACCCAGGUCUUCGCCCAUUGAUAUUGCGUACCCCACUUUGAGCAGCAUGCAACAAGGUGCAGGCGCGGCUCGCCCAGUACUUCCAGCUAUUGUCACUUCUCCUAUCACCAUUCCUAUCCCUACACCUUCAGCUAUUCCUUUCCCGCUCUCAGCUCCGGCAUCGCGCAGACAGGGGAAUGGAUCCUCUCCUGACGCCCAAUCUCCUAGCAGGCAACAGCCGCAUACCAGUGCCAGCACGUGGAUGCCCCAUCCAUUCGCCGAUGCGAUUGAGCAGCCAAUGCCAAAUGUGUCGAGCAGUAAAUCAUACAUGACGUCCGCCUCAGACGGCCGCAGUGGAGCGAGCGUUGACGACGACGUUGUACAGCUCGAGCGUGAGAUGGAAGAGAUUAGGGGACGGAGAGGGAAUGGUGCGAAUGCGAUGGAUUCGCCUACGACUCAGCUGAGAGAGUUUGCGGAGAUGGCGGCUGCCCAAGCUGGGGAGUCGAUGUCAAUUUGUGCACCCACUCCAUCGCCAGGAUUGAGCUCGAGUAUGACGCCGAGUGUGACCAGCAUGUUCGCACUUGCUCAUGCGCAGGCACAGAAUGCUGCUCCAGCUCCUCCGGCUCAGACACAACCUAUGGACAAGGAGAAGGAAAAGGCCAAGAUGAAGUUGUUUGGCGGCGGCCAUUUCCAGAAACGCCUUGCGCUAUCGUCACCUCCAGUGUCCAAAUCGGACUGGGGACCCCAAUCAUCAGGAGCCGGGAAUACUGGUUCGAGUGGUGGAUUCCUGUACCGAUUUCCGAUGAUCUUCCCUAACACUUUCGCUGGAUCGCCGCCUGAUUCGAGACCCGCAGUAAAUGGAGGCGGAAACGCGCAAACUAAUCACCCAGUUCCGCGACCGAGUACUCCUCGAGGUGGAUCCACUCUGCGUCUAUCGGCCAUGGAAACAGUGCGGAGCACUUUCGCCAUUGUUGGUGCGAGGAUGAGCAAUGCCACGUCGCGCAUGAGCGUGACUAGCUCGACUGGGGCGUCGUUGAGAAAUGGAGGAGGACAUGGGUUCGGAGAAAUGGUGUUGGAGGAUAUAGAUGGAGAUUUUAUGGACCUCCGUGAUCCGUUCGCGUCACCGCCACCGGCUUCGAAUAUAGCUACCGUCGCCAUACCCUCGUCCUUGCAGGGUAGGAAGCAUUCUGGGAAGGUUCCGCGCGGUGAUGGAGAUGUAGAUCGGAACGUACUGGAGGAGGCUGACGCGCUGAAGAGGAAGAUGAGCACGUGGGGGCGAUUACCCAUGCCUGCAUCAACGUCAGCCGCUGGGAAUGGGAGCUCGACGGUGUCUGGGACGGCUCACAAGAGGCACAGUUUCGUGAAUGGACGGCCGGUUGUGCGUGUAGUGGGCAAACCUUCUUCUGGGCAUCAUAGGAAGCACAAAAAGGAGAAGAGGUCGCGCAAGGUGACCUUGCCUAGCAUGUCGAGUGCGAUGGGUCCGGUGAAGGUUGGCUCGCCGGAGGAUGCGGAUUUCGGUCUUGAAGAGGCACUUCUGUCGCAGAGGUUGUUGAACCGGCUGGAUUCGGGCGAUUGGGAGAGUCGGGUGUAG
Messenger RNA from Psilocybe cubensis, 3756 nucleotides. RefSeq lists its product as uncharacterized. The coding region runs from base 1 to 3756 and encodes 1251 amino acids. The transcript has a single exon. The record is from RefSeq and is a predicted model, not a curated record. NCBI's taxonomy places the organism in Eukaryota, Fungi, Basidiomycota, Agaricomycetes, Agaricales, Agrocybaceae.